UUGGCGGUUCUGUGGUCCUUUUUCACUGCGAGCUGUCAAUGUCAUUUGAAUGAAAAUAAACUGAACAUUUACAACCCUGAACAUACAAAAGGAUGGCUUCUGCCUUGGAGCAGUUUGUGAACAAUGUUCGGCAGCUCUCCGCUCAAGGUCAGAUGACACAACUCUGUGAGCUGAUUAACAAAAGUGGGGAGCUGCUGGCAAAGAAUCUGUCCCAUCUAGACACAGUGCUGGGGGCUUUGGACAUGCAGGAGCACUCGCUCGGUGUUCUUGCAGUCCUGUUUGUAAAGUUUUCCAUGCCAAGCAUCCCCAACUUUGAAACAUUAUUCUCCCAGGUUCAGCUCUUCAUAAGCACUUGUAAUGGAGAACACAUCAGAUAUACAACAGACACGUUUGCUGGCCUUUGCCAUCAGUUGACAAAUUCACUUGUAGAACGGAAACAGCCACUAAGGGGUGUCGGCAUUCUACAGCAAGCCAUUGAUAAAAUGCAGAUGAAUACAAACCAGCUUACCUCAAUUCAUGCAGACCUCUGUCAAUUGUGCUUGUUAUCAAAGUUCUUCAAGCCUGUCCUUCAGUACCUUGAGCUGGAUAUGAUGGAUAUUUGUAAAGAAAAUGGCGCGUUCGAUGCAAAGCACUUUUUAUGUUAUUACUAUUACGGUGGCAUGAUCUACACAGGACUAAAAAACUUUGAAAGGGCUCUCUAUUUCUAUGAACAGGCUAUAACCACUCCAGCUAUGGCUGUCAGUCACAUUAUGUUGGAGGCGUAUAAAAAGUAUAUUUUGGUCUCCCUGAUUCUCCAUGGCAAAGUUCAGCAGCUUCCCAAGUACACAUCACAGAUAGUGGGAAGGUUCAUUAAGCCUCUUAGCAAUGCCUACCAUGAACUUGCACAAGUGUAUUCAACAAAUAACCCAGCAGAGCUUCGAAACCUGAUAAAUAAACACAAUGAAACAUUUACAAGAGAUAACAACAUGGGACUCGUCAAACAGUGCUUGUCAUCUCUCUACAAAAAGAACAUUCAGAGGCUAACAAAGACCUUUUUGACAUUGUCCUUACAAGACAUGGCCAGUAGAGUUCAGUUGUCUGGGUCUCAGGAGGCUGAGAAGUACAUGCUUCACAUGUGUGCUGGCUGCUUUUCCCAUCAUCAGGAUCUAAACAUUAGAGAACCACAGGGAACAGACUUAUCCCGGGCAGUGGCCUUCAACAGGCCAAAGAUUGAAGAUUGUGAAAUUUAUGCUAGUAUUAACCAGAAAGAUGGAAUGGUCAGUUUUCUUGAUAACCCAGAGAAAUACAAUAAUCCAGCCAUGCUCCACAACAUUGACCAAGAGAUGCUUAAGUGUAUAGAAUUGGAUGAGAAACUAAAAUCCAUGGAUCAGGAGAUCACAGUAAACCCACAGUUUGUACAGAAAAGUAUGGGAUCCCAGGAUGACGAUGUAGGAAGCAAGACAUCAAGUUAUUCAUGAAGCCCACCCUUCUCAGCAGUACUCUCAAGGGAACUGCUUUGUGUGCUUGGACAUCAUUAAAGAAAUCGGAACACAAAACAAACACACACUAUUGUAUGAAAAAGUUUGUGUUUUAUUUCUCAAUAUUCAGAUGCAAGCAUCAGUUGCUGCAUUAACAAAAAAAGUAAAAUAAAUAAAAACUGGAUUUUUUGUUCAAAUAAAUAAAGCUGUCCUUAUUUUAACUUGAGUAAUAUUGAUAUUUCUUUGCACUUGAUAUUCUUAUUGUGUAUGAUCUGUCUAUAGCAUAAAGCAGUUGAACUAUGUAUUGAAGAAAGAGAAAUUCAAAACGCAUUUAUCCAUAGUUAAAUAAACAAAUCCUUUUCUAGUUUCUGGAAGGACACUAUGCUGCACCUCUUCCUCAGGUCUAUAGGAACCCAUGUUUUAGCUCUUAUGUACUGUAUAAUGAAAAGGUAGCGUACCUUGGGGUGCAUUAUCUUGGUCUACUUACUGUACGUGUUUUAGUUUUCCCAUCUGAUUAAAAGGCAAAAAUGUAUUUUAUUUUUUUACCUGGAUACUUCAAUAAUAGUGUCCAAGUUUACCAUGUCAACAUCAUACAUUUUUUGGUUUAGAUCAGAGAAUGUCAGGUUGCUUACUGUCCCACAAAUUUAAAAAAAAAAAAAAAAAAAAAAAAAACAGAUGGUAGUGCAUUCAGUUAUAGGGCCCUAAAACUCUGGAAUGAUCGGCCUAGCUCUGUAAGGGAAGCAUGAAGAGUCACUGCUUUUAAAACACACUUCUAUAAUGUAGCAUUUUUAUGCUCAAGUGAUGUUACUUUUAUUCUCUGCCUUGUUUUACUGUUCUAUGGGUUUCUUUUGUUUGUAUUGCUUUUCUUGUAAAUAUUUUAUUCAUGUGAAGCACUUUGGGGCAAUUUUUAUUGUGAAAGGCACUAUAUUAAAAAUAAAGAUUGUUAGUAAUGGCUUUGUACAAUCAA
Messenger RNA from Polyodon spathula (Mississippi paddlefish), 2424 nucleotides. RefSeq names its product COP9 signalosome complex subunit 3-like. The transcript has 13 exons. Gene Ontology annotation, biological process: ubiquitin-dependent protein catabolic process. Gene Ontology annotation, cellular component: COP9 signalosome. The record is from RefSeq and is a predicted model, not a curated record. Bases 93 to 1457 code for a protein of 454 amino acids. Lineage: Eukaryota; Metazoa; Chordata; Actinopteri; Acipenseriformes; Polyodontidae.